GAAGGGUUUUAUUUUUUCUGCGGCAGUUAGCUUGAGUACAUAGGGUGCAAUAGAUCAGUCCUACGUAAGUAUUUCUUAACCUCUCUCUCUUGAUUGAUCAUCGGAUAAAGUGAGAGGAGGAUCAGAGGGAGUGGGCACGUUUGCCGGAACCAGAAAGCGGACGUGGGCUAAGUCGUACUCAUAAAGUGGAGGCCUUCAGCCUGUAGAUCUGAGAGCAGAGAAGAGCAGGCAAGCGUCAGCCGUCAGGGCGGAACCAGAAGCGAAGAGAACUACAGGGAACCAAGGGAGAACAUGUUCAUCCAGAAAAACUCAGGUUUAGCGGCAAGUUUCCUGGUGUUGCUACUGUCAACAUGGGUUCUCGGUGAAGUGUCCGCCAUGAAGUAUUGGUGGUUGAACCCCGUGGGGAAACGGGCACCAGGACAGGACAGGGCGGUCUUCGGGGAUGGGUCUACAUCAGACCGACUGAGAGCACUGGAAGCACUCGAUGGAGCACCUGGUCAGAGGGGGAGGCUCGGAGAUCUACAAGUUCUCAAACAACGCCUUAUGGCCUUAAGGCUAGGGGAGAGAGGGGACAAGUUAAUACAGGAGGCGUAUCCGCGAUACACUCUUGAAGACAGUCGUCCGUUUCCUCAUCAGAACUUACGAACGGUUCGGUCAUCCCGACCUGUUCCGCUAGGGGGCGCGCAUGAAGAAGCACCACUGAGUCCAUAUUGGCAGGCAGUAGCAGACAUCCAUACAUUCCUAAUGUUAUAA
Messenger RNA from Branchiostoma floridae (Florida lancelet), 753 nucleotides. RefSeq lists its product as uncharacterized. The record is from RefSeq and is a predicted model, not a curated record. The transcript is spliced from 4 exons. NCBI's taxonomy places the organism in Eukaryota, Metazoa, Chordata, Leptocardii, Amphioxiformes, Branchiostomatidae. Bases 292 to 753 code for a protein of 153 amino acids.